CUUGGCUUCCUGUUGCCAUUCUUUCAAAACCGGGGUAGGGUGUGCAAGGAAAAAGGGUUGGGCUAUCGGCUCGCUGCGAUGUCUAUUCGUUUUUAGACGUGUCAAUCAAAAACAUCGAGCAACCCUAUUGGUUAACGCUCUCUGGUUUAUCGCUCUAUCUCCCUGUGUCCCGCCCCACUCUUCAUUUUCCGUCGUCUCACUCCGCGCGUUGGCAUAGUGCUGGGGUAGAUGUACGACAAAAUCUUGCGAUUGGCCCCCAAAGUUGCGAGGUAUACGACUAGUUUUUGUUGUUAUACCUCGCUAAGUAGCGUCGUCGCGAAUUAUCUUGAGGUGGCGUGGUGAUACGUGGUGUUGCUCGUUUUUUUGGGCGUUUGAAAUCGGACACCGCUGUAACGUCCUCGUUUUUCGCGGAGUGAUACAGUGUUGGGGAUGACAAUGUGCAGGAGGCUAAAAUGUCUACUAGGAAGAUGAAACGGUUAGCACUGCAGCGACCAUAAGAAAACUGUAGUCUACAACUUAGGAAGAGUUUAUGCUUGAUUAGUGUAUGCAUUUGAAUUCGGGUUAGCUCGGAUACAAUACCUGGGAGUACAAAACUCAAUUAUUUGGCGGUUUGCAGGGCCUGAAACACGGGAAGGGGGAUUUUGUCCCCCAACUUUGUUUUCUCUCUCUCGCGCUCUCUCUCUCCCGAAAGCACUCCAUUUGGAUGCCGAACACUUGAGCCGACAAAAGGGUUGUAAAGUCGCAGAGUCUAUGUGUGUGUGCUGAGAAAUUGUGAGCGAUACCAGCAUCAGAAUGAGCACUGCAGGAACGGACAAGGAGCUCAGCGAUCUUCUGGACUUCAGCGCUAUGUUUCCUCUUCCAGGGGCGAACGGGAAAAGCAGAGCCAACGCUCAAGCCGCCGGUCAGUUUGGAGGCUCAGGUUUAGAAGACCGGAGUGGAUCAGGCUCCUGGGGCUCAGCAGAGCAGAACAGUCCAUCCUUCAGUUCACGGGCAUUUGACAAUGUGGGCCAUUACAAUGAGCAUGAAAGCAUGUCCCCUUCAUCGAUGUACAGCUCAGGAAUUGGAGGUAAAUCAGACAGAGGACCUUACCCCUUUGGCACACAGUUCCUGCAAGGGGAGAUGUCCAUGUCCAAUCCUGAUGGCCUGUCCCCGUCUGGCGUAAAAGCCGCAUCGCCAUUCUACGGAUCGUACCCCGCCAAUCGUAGGAGGCCUCUGGAAGGCGUGCUCGAUACCCCGCCGAAGAAGAUCAGGAAAGUACCACCUGGUCUCCCAUCCACGGUUUAUCCAGCAGCUCUCAGUGACGACUACAACCAGGAAAACGCAGGUUUCCCGGCUUCGAAAACCGGCAGUGUUUACCCUGGCACCAUCUACAUGCAAGAGGGUCUGCAGGACCCCUGGGCUCAGUCAGGUUAUUCCUCCAUGCCCCACCACCAGUCCGCCCCAUUUGCUGCCAUCAACCCUCAGGAUCGCCUGAAGAGACAGCCCCUGCCUCUGUCCCCUCCGUCCUACCCUCACCACGGCAGCGAAGUGAACGGUGUCUUCCAGUCCGCAUACACGCCUCCCAUCAAUGGAACAGACGGCAUCAUGGGCAAUAGGGGCAGCGCAGCAGGAAGCUCAGGAGAUGAAAUUGGAAAAGCCCUUGCUUCAAUUUACCCUUCAGACAACAACGGGAGCAACUUCUCCUCCACUCCACCUACCCCGGUCGGCUCUCCUCAGAACAUGGCAGUCUCUGCUUCCCAAUGGCCCAGAGGAUCAACUCAGUCUGCGCAGUCACCCAGCUUUGAGGGAGGGCUGCAAGCGCUGCAGAAUAAGAUGGAGGACUGCCUGGGUGAAGCCUUGCAUGUGCUGCGGAACCAUGCGGUCGGUUCGGGGCUGAGUGCAGACAUGCACACCCUGCUGAGUGCUGCUGCUGGAGGAGCUGCAGGUCUGAGCUCCCUCAGCCAGAGCUUUUCCCUGCACGGCAGAGUGCCCGGUAUGGUGCCCAACCAUCACGAGGAGUCGGCCGGUCUGACGCCCACCAGUGCCCUGUUACACGGCCAGCACACAGCUGCACAAGCUCCCGCCAGCUCACAGUCAGAGGGAUUCUCCAGUUUGUCUGGAAGUCUGACUCGCAGCUCCAGCACUGAUAUAAAGAGGGAGGAGAAGGAGGAUGACGAGAACUGCUCUGUGAUAGACAAGUCCGAGGAUGAGAAGAAAGACGGCAAGAUGAACCGCACAGGGACCAGUCUUGACAAUGAUGACGAGGACGACGACGAGGACUUGCCAGCAGAGAUGAAGGCGGAGCGGGAGAAAGAACGGCGCGUGGCCAAUAACGCACGAGAGCGUUUACGCGUGCGUGACAUCAACGAGGCCUUCAAGGAGCUCGGUCGCAUGUGCCAGCUCCAUCUGAACAAUGAGAAACCGCAGACCAAACUGCUGAUCCUGCACCAGGCCGUUAAUGUUAUUCUCAGCCUGGAGCAGCAAGUGCGAGAGCGUAACCUCAACCCAAAGGCGGCAUGUCUGAAGAGGAGAGAGGAGGAAAAGGUGACCGGCAUGGGGGGAGAUCCUCAGAUGCAGCUGGGAGGAGGCCACCCUGGGCUGGGCAGUGAUGGGCACACUCAUAUGUAAUAUUUAUAUUCUGUCCUAAAGAGUACUUUCAGAUGUGGCCUUAUUCUCCUAGCUACCGUCUCAGUGUGUGAAUACGCUCACCAUGACUGUGCAUCAGAAUCUUUUGAUCUUAUGGACACAUACUUGUGCAGACACACACACACACACACUCUCUUUACUGAAAGCUGACUCAUUUUGACACAGCAUACAUUUGCAUAAAUGUACACACAGAUGUUAUGGACCAUCGGAGCAUCCUAAAGAACACUGCUGAGAGACGGAGGAACUCUGAGCACAACGAACAAGAAUCUCUGCGCUCCCAUAUUUUCUUCUUUUUUCUUUUUUAAUUAUGGGAGCAAUGAGAGUAAGGAGGUGUGUUUUGCCAGGAUUUUAUUCCCUAUUGAUAUUUAGACGACCAUUCCCAAGACUUCAAAAGGAAAAAGAGACACAUGCUUGUCCAGUCAAACCGAGUACGUCCGGCUACAUCGUGAGAAGUCUGAUAAUUUGAUGAUUGGAUAUUGUGCUAGUACAUAGCACAUGUGAACAUAAACACUUCGUGGGCAGUCAAGGGCUCAAAUUAGGGAACAGAAAUCUUACCCUCUGGCUUUCUUUUGUACCAUCGCACAUGACGGUGAAGGCAGAAAUGAAAAAAAGAACAACCACAGUGA
This is a messenger RNA of Ictalurus furcatus (blue catfish), 3251 nucleotides long. It is a transcript of the gene tcf3a, whose product is annotated as transcription factor 3a. The record is from RefSeq and is a predicted model, not a curated record. Bases 793 to 2607 code for a protein of 604 amino acids. Gene Ontology annotation, biological process: regulation of transcription by RNA polymerase II. Gene Ontology annotation, cellular component: transcription regulator complex. Gene Ontology annotation, molecular function: RNA polymerase II cis-regulatory region sequence-specific DNA binding; DNA-binding transcription factor activity, RNA polymerase II-specific; protein dimerization activity. The transcript has 19 exons. Lineage: Eukaryota; Metazoa; Chordata; Actinopteri; Siluriformes; Ictaluridae.